CCCGCCCCUGGACAUCAAGUUAAUUUCCAGCCUUUCAAACGCACCACCACAAUGGCAGGUACAGGUCCGAGGGAGAAUGUCUUUGCAACGCGAAUGGCCCUUACGAACACCAAACUCCGUUUAAAGGGAGCUCAAACUGGACACUCGCUGCUAGCAAAGAAAAGGGAUGCACUCACGACGAGGUUUAGGGCGAUUCUCAAGAAAGUUGACGAGGCGAAACGGAAGAUGGGACGAGUCAUGCAAUUAGCUUCACUUUCGAUGGCAGAGGUUACUUAUGCGACAGGGGACAUAUCAUACCUCGUCCAGGAGCAAGCUAAAUCAGCAUCGUUCAAAGUCAGAUCCAAGCAGGAGAAUGUAUCUGGCGUUGUAUUACCGGUGUUUGAGGUUGAUCGUGUCGCCGGUUCUGAUUUCAAUCUCACCGGGUUGGGUCGCGGUGGACAACAAGUACUGAAGGCUAAAGAAGUUUACGCAAAGGCGAUUGAGACUCUCGUAGAAUUGGCAUCUCUUCAGACAGCUUUCACGAUCCUCGAUGAGGUGAUUCGUGCGACAAACCGGCGGGUCAAUGCAAUCGAGCACAUCGUCAUUCCUCGUCUUGAGAACACGAUCAAAUACAUCAUGAGUGAGCUGGACGAGAUGGAUCGUGAGGAAUUUUUCAGACUCAAGAAGGUGCAAGGAAAAAAGAAGAGAGAUGCAACACGAGUUGAAGCUCAAGAGAUGGAAGCAGAAAAAGAAUUAGACCCCAUGCCAGCAGCCCCCGACGAGGCAGAAGACGAGACAGAAGGGGGAGGAGACUUGCUCAGUAGCAAAGACAACGACAUUAUUUUCUGAUCAAACGAACAGCUACUUUGACGGACCUUCCACGAUAUGUUUGUACCACCAUGACACCCUGUAAUGUUUUCGCAAUAACGCCGUAGUCGGAACGCAGCUCUUCUCAGCGAGAUCGAACCAUGUACACAUCUGAGCGAGGUAAAAUACGAGUACAGCUGCGGACGAAAACACACAUGGAGCAAGCGGGAAAUUGUUCUGGGUUGGAUGACCUGACCUGGAUUCAAAGAGGUUCUG
Messenger RNA from Marasmius oreades (fairy-ring Marasmius), 1062 nucleotides. RefSeq names its product H(+)-transporting V1 sector ATPase subunit D (gene VMA8). Gene Ontology annotation, biological process: vacuolar acidification. Lineage: Eukaryota; Fungi; Basidiomycota; Agaricomycetes; Agaricales; Marasmiaceae. Bases 52 to 828 code for a protein of 258 amino acids. The transcript has 4 exons. Gene Ontology annotation, cellular component: fungal-type vacuole membrane; vacuolar proton-transporting V-type ATPase complex. Gene Ontology annotation, molecular function: proton-transporting ATPase activity, rotational mechanism. The record is from RefSeq and is a predicted model, not a curated record.